Molecule: messenger RNA, 2285 nt
Organism: Capsella rubella
Lineage: Eukaryota; Viridiplantae; Streptophyta; Magnoliopsida; Brassicales; Brassicaceae
Product: probable inactive receptor kinase At5g16590
Exons: 3
Coding region: 267-2147 (626 amino acids)
Biological process (GO): protein phosphorylation
Molecular function (GO): protein kinase activity; ATP binding; protein binding
Source: RefSeq, a predicted model, not a curated record
CUUCAUUGCCGGCGAAACAGAGAGAAACAGAUAGAUAGAGAGAGAGAGAGAGAGAGAGAGGGAGCUGAGAAAUUUAUGUGAGAAGAUUUUCUCCCGACAUUUUCUCUUUCCAAACACUGUUCUACACGUAGUCCUCGGAAGAUACCAAAGAUUUUCCCCGACAAACCCUCUGAAAAAUCUCAUCUCUGAAUCUCAGACACAGAGAGAGAGAGAGGGAGAGAGAGUCAUUCAGUGUUGAAAAGUAAUAAACUUUGGUACGAAGAAGGAUGAAGAACAAGACCAAUUCAGGUCUCACCGUCUUCUUCUUCUUCCUCUGUCUCGUUUCCGUCACAUCAGAUCUAGAAGCUGAUCGACGAGCAUUGAUCGCUCUCCGUGACGGCGUCCAUGGCCGUCCAUUGCUCUGGAAUCUAACAGCACCGCCGUGUACUUGGGGAGGAGUACAAUGCGAGUCGGGUCGGGUCACAGCACUUCGUUUACCCGGUGUGGGUUUAUCUGGUCCAUUACCGAUCGCCAUCGGAAACCUCACAAAGCUCGAGACUUUAUCUUUCCGUUUCAACGCUCUUAAUGGUCCUCUGCCUCCAGAUUUCGCCAACCUAACUCUGCUCCGUUACUUGUAUCUUCAAGGAAACGCAUUCUCCGGCGAGAUUCCUUCGUUUCUCUUCACUUUACCAAACAUUAUUCGGAUCAAUCUCGCCCAGAACAAUUUCUCGGGUCGGAUCCCGGAUAAUGUCAAUGCCGCGACCCGUUUAGCUACUCUUUACUUGGAGGAUAACCAACUUACCGGUCCGAUCCCGGAGAUUAAGAUUCCGCUUCAGCAGUUUAAUGUCUCUUCGAAUCAGUUGAACGGCUCGAUUCCGGAUCCGUUGUCGGGUAUGCCCAAAAAUGCUUUUUUGGGCAAUUUGCUCUGUGGGAAGCCGUUGGAAGCUUGCUCCGUCAAUGGCACUGGAAACGGUACCGAGACGCCUGUUAAAGGCAAGAAGGACAAGUUAUCUACCGGAGCUAUUAUCGGAAUAGUGAUCGCUUGUGUCUUAGGGCUUCUCUUGCUUUUCUUGAUCUUGUUCUGUCUCUGCAGAAGGAAGAAGAAAGAGGAAAAUGUGCAAUCGAGAAACAUCGAAGCAGCUCCUGUUCCGACUUCCUCAGCCGCCGUAGCUAAGGAGUCGGCUGAUGUCCCUACUCCGGUGACUAAUGGUGCACCGCAUUCAUCUGAGAAUGGCGCAUCGAAAACCCCUGCAGUGAGUAAAGAUCUGACGUUUUUCGUGAAAUCAUUUGGCGAGUUCGAUCUCGAUGGAUUGCUUAAAGCCUCUGCGGAAGUACUUGGUAAAGGAACAUUCGGAUCAUCGUACAAGGCGAGUUUCGAACACGGAUUAGUGGUGGCGGUGAAACGAUUGAGAGAUGUGGUGGUGCCUGAGAAAGAGUUUAGAGAGAAGUUGCAGGUUCUUGGAUCAAUAAGCCAUGCCAAUCUUGUGACACUGAUCGCUUAUUACUUCAGCCGCGACGAAAAGCUCGUUGUUUUCGAGUACAUGUCUAGGGGAAGCUUAUCCGCGCUUUUACACGGGAACAAAGGAAGUGGUAGGAGUCCAUUGAACUGGGAAACAAGAGCUGGUAUAGCUUUAGGAGCCGCGAGAGCUAUUAGCUACCUCCAUUCGCGUGACGCGACAACAUCUCAUGGCAACAUUAAAUCAUCUAACAUUCUCCUGUCUGAAACCUUUGAGGCUAAGGUCUCUGAUUACUGUCUUGCGCCUAUGAUCAGCCCUACUUCUACACCAAACCGCAUUGAUGGUUACCGAGCUCCUGAAGUAACCGACGCUCGUAGAAUCUCCCAAAAGGCUGAUGUUUACAGCUUCGGUGUUCUCAUUCUUGAAUUACUCACAGGGAAAUCUCCAACGCAUCAGCAGUUACACGAAGAAGGAGUAGAUCUACCGAGAUGGGUAUCAUCGAUCACUGAGCAACAAACACCGUCAGAUGUGUUUGAUCCAGAGCUGACAAGGUAUCAAUCAGAGGGGAAUGAGAACAUGAUCAGGCUUUUAAAGAUCGGUAUAAGCUGUACGGCUCAGUAUCCAGAUAGUCGUCCAACAAUGCCUGAGGUCACGAGGCUCAUUGAGGAGGUUUCUCGUUCACCUGGUUCACCAGCUCCUGUGUCUGAUUGAUUGUAUUUUUCUUUUCGAUUAUGGGAGGGUCUAAAUUGAUCGAUUAUAAAAUUGUUUGGUUUAAAUUUGAAUUUUCUUUUAUAUAGUUUGUUGGGUGAUUCUUGAAGUCAGUUGAAAGAUACGUCAAUUUUUUUUUAA